This is a messenger RNA of Thrips palmi, 1771 nucleotides long. RefSeq lists its product as uncharacterized. The transcript is spliced from 9 exons. The record is from RefSeq and is a predicted model, not a curated record. Lineage: Eukaryota; Metazoa; Arthropoda; Insecta; Thysanoptera; Thripidae. Bases 137 to 1771 code for a protein of 544 amino acids. Gene Ontology annotation, molecular function: protein binding.
CGGCAUGGAAUGGCCCUAUAUCCAGUGGGGAGCCCAUUGACACUUAACGGCAAAUGAGUGGAUGGCGGUGCUCCCGGCAAUGGAAACGAAGUAGGUCAAGACCACAAUAUCAAUCAAAACUUCAAACCAAAGCAUCAUGAAUGAAAUUUUCCGGAGACUGAAAACAUCCGGUAGUCCUUUCACGCACAGAGGUGAAACCCAGAACGGACCCACUAAGUCGAAGAUAAUGGAAUCGCUGUCCCAAGGCUACAAAGCCCAGAGCAUGCGACGGGCGGUUCCGUCGCUGUCAGAAGACGAACGCGGAGACUCCAGCAGUACGCGUGUCCGGGCUGGAAAUGAGGCGACGGAGGCGGCCGUGCUGACCGACGAGGUGCUUCUCCUGGUGCUGCGGUACCUCAGUCCCGAGGAGCUGUUUCGGUGCCGCGCCGUGUGCCGCGGGUGGCUCUCUCUGGCGAUGGACCCCUCGCUGUGGCGGGACAGGAGCAUCAAUACACUGUUUGAUCGUGUACUUGCCGCCAACGUUCUGCGCCACGCCCCCUGCCUGGGCAGCGUGGUCAUGCAGGAUUUUGGCUGGGACAGCAUCCUUUGGGGCGCCCUGAUCACCACGUCCUGUGCCAUUUCCGGGCUCCACUUCAGUUUCAAUGCUGAGGACGUAUUGCAGGUAGCACUGGCAAUCAGCAGGCAAGCAUUUCUCGGACGGCUGACUGAUCUUUCGUUGGACCGCGAGGUACUGAAGCAUCCCCGAUCUCACCAGUCCAUGUCACCUUUUUCGGAGCGCAGUCUAUGCGCGUUGCUGUUAAACAUAUGUAACAUUCGUGGAUUGGAGUAUCUGCACAUCUCCCCCUUACACUGUCCAAGCCUCAUUCCUCCGCUGCCGGACCUUUUGGUCGCAGUUCCAGUGCCGGCGUCUUUAAAAAACCUCAAGUGGUCUGACGACAAGCUCAAUCCUUUUCUGUCGCUGCUCCUGGAAUGGCAUGCGGCCACGCUGGAGGUAGUGUCGGUGACUGCGGACGACCCACGCCUCGCCCCCCUGCUCUCCUCGCUGCCCCGCCUGCGCUCGCUGUGCUGCGGCCUGCUGGUGGGCAUGGCGGCGCUGCUCCAGUGUCCGUCCCUGCAGAGUCUGGAGGUGGACUUCGACAACGACGUGGACACGCGGCCUCGGCUCGCUGGCUUCAGCUCGUACCUCCUCUCGGCAGCCGCUCGCCUGGAGCACCUGAAGCUCGCCUUCAACCAGAACCCGUCCGAGGAAGCGCUGGACUUGGUGCUGUGCCUGGGGGGUUCGCAGGGGGAGGGGCGCGCCGCGCUGCGCAGCCUCACCUUGUCUCACCAUUUCGACGCCCAGCCCACGGCGCUGCUGCAGCGCCUGGCGGCCGUCAUGCCCCGCCUGCUGAACCUCACCAAGCUCGACGUCGGCGGCGUCCCCUCCGCCGCCUUCCUCGAGUCCCUGGCGCACACCCACUGUGUGGCGGUGCUGCCGGGCCUCCUGGAGCUGGUCGUCAGCGCGCCCCUGGAGUGCGCUCACCAGUGGGCGCACUCCCAGCAGCUGCACGACGUGAUGCGGGGCAAGCCGCGCCUGCACGUCGUCGUCAGGGACCUCCCUGGGUGCUACGACCGCUACUGCCACUUCUGCGCGAGCCACAAGUGUCACCAAUGCAUCGCCUAUUGGUGCGUCAUCUUCACCCACCCCAAGGAGGCGCGUUGCGAACUGACGCACCAGGAUGCCGCUGACGACGGCCAGGUCGUCGAUGAGAUCGACAUCAAGUGGGGAUAG